Schistosoma curassoni is the source of this 6788-nucleotide messenger RNA. The record is from the annotation of a GenBank genome assembly. NCBI's taxonomy places the organism in Eukaryota, Metazoa, Platyhelminthes, Trematoda, Strigeidida, Schistosomatidae.
GUUAAUGUAAGUUGGCUGCAUAUCUCAUUUUCUGUUUUAUUCAAAAAAAUAAAUUAAAAUUUCUAAACCGUCUGACAGCAUGUAGUCCAUGUUAGACCAAGCUUAGUUUUUGCAGUUUCUCUUUGUCACACCAAGAUUUUUAUCUAUCCAUAUGUUUAUUUAUAUUUAAUUCCGUGUUUUAUUGACUUGAAUAGUCUAGACAGUACGUUUUUGAGUGAAACACUACAACUUUUAGUAUGACACGUUUGGUAUUAUCCAAUGAAGUCUGGUUUUACUGACUUCAGAUGUUACUUUGGUGUUCAUUCAGUUUCGAGCGUGUAUCAGUCUUUACUGACAAGCACAGGAAAUCAGCUGACCAAGUAUUUGAAAGUGUUUACUCACAGGGAUAGUAUUCCUUUGGGUGUAUUGCGCUGCCUGUUGACAAUAAGAUUUCACCCUUUGGUCAUGGUUCUGAAACAUUUUCGUAAUGGCCUCGGAGAUGACUAGCCUUCAAGAGCUGAUAAUAGUUAUGAGGUUAGGAUCUCAAAAUCAUAUUGCAUCCACGAUCAUCUGAGUGGUUAAAAUAAACUGUCUGCCUCACUGCAAAUGUCCCUUAGUUUUUACUUAACACCAACCGGGAUGUCUGCACCACAUUAUGUAAUCCUAACCAGCAUUAAGUUUUGUGUAACUCAUCAAGAACAUAUUCCAUUACCGAUUGUAAGUCACACUUUUGUCUAUGGAAAUUAUUGACGUUGCUCGAUUCUCCAUAUCAAUAUAAAUAGAUGAACUAAGUCUUGAAUAUCAAAACACCAUAACAUUCCCUUUUUGGGUUGAGGUUUUAAUGUUUAGUAGAUAUAGUCGAUUCCUAAUUAAUUAAUAUAAUCCCGAGCGAUACAUGGUGUACAACGAUGCAGCAUGUCCACAUGUUAAAUUGCUUAUGUAACGAUUGAUGACGUCGACCAUGGUGGCUUAUUAUAAACUGACUACUCCACCUGGCCUCGUUGUGUAGUGCUAAGUGUAGAAGCCACUUCGGUGACGUUCGUGACGUGUUCUAAUCACGACAGCGUGUCCCAGUGUAAUGUCACUAACUGACCUAUUGUCGUCGCACGAACACAUGACCGGACCUCCUCAUUGUUAGUUGUCGUUGAAUGUCCACAACCCUUUAGAGAAAACGACGAUCAAACACAGAGUUGUUUAACACUUCAACUCAAAGAGGUCAUAUCUCACAAGCAUGAAACAAAACUGUUCUCAUCGACACAUUUUAGGUCCAACCCUUUACAUCCAAAUUAUCACGCAGGUGCCAAAGUUGGCUGAUAUUGGCAUAUUCUCAUCUGGCUUUCCAAAAUGUCGUCGACGGCGAACUCGAGUUAGUUGUGGUUUGAUUAAACAACUUUGUCUAACCGCGCUUCCAGAAUGAAACAGGGGAAUGUUUUGUGUUCUUACUCUACCCGAGGUGUUGGUGUACAGAAUCUUUAAGAUGAUAGCAAACUUCCCAAACACCCUUUAACAGACAAUCCCAGAGCACAGUUCUAUCCAACUAAUCGAAGUUGAUUCUGAUGUCGAGAAACAACCAUUGUUGGCUUGCGAUAAGUGUGUCCUAACAUUCAGUGAAGGGUGAAAAUGUGACUGCUACAUUCAUGAUUUUAUCAUAAACCAGUUUGCGAAAUAUAGUGUGAUUAAUGAUAAUCAUGUUCCGCCUGUUUUGCAACUUUACAUCCUAAUCAUUUCUGAAAAACUAAAACUUAUGGUUUCCUUAUUGAUGGUGCAUCGGACUUUUCCACUUACCAAUUAUUAGAUUCGUUUUAUUAACUGCUGAUUGUUAAUGGCUUUAAAUCUAAUUAGAUCCAGUCUUGUUGGUAAUCUUAUAACUUACACCUGACUGUCAUGUUUUUAAUGUAGUCCUUAAAAGUAAGAGGAAUUUCGCUGACUAAUAUUUGGCCGUAUCAUCAUGAAAUUGCUUGCACAUGGCGAAACACCUAAUUGACAUUGCUUAAUUUAGUCCAAAGGUCGAGUGCCUAAUCCGCCGAAAUAUGGAGAACUGUUUGAUAUGACUGUGAAUGUUCGUCAGCCUCAAUAACCGUCUAUUUCGACGGCCAUUUCUGCCUAGUGUAUGAGUAAGCUGAAAAAUAUUUACCAGCGACCAAACGCUUCCCCUAGAUCUUGCGUUUCACUACUAACUGAUACUUAUUAUGCUAUUAUUUUAUUCCUGGAACCAUAUUACCAGUCUUGCUAUCAGUGACACCUAUCUCGACUCUUGCUACUGUCUUUAUGGACUUCACCUCAUUGUUUUGAAACGGUGUAACUCAUUGAACCGAAUCACACUUAUACUAUAUCCUUCGUUUUAUUAAAGGUAACUUAUGCCUAUAACUUACCCACUGUAGUGGUUUAACGGCAUAUAGGAUAUGUUUCUGGGACUUCAUGUGUUUCCAUUUUGUUUUAGAGUAUGAAUUGAUCUCAAGUAUGGAUUACGCCAAACUUAGUAGCUAUCGACACGCCGAUCCUUUAAAAGUGCGUCAAGUUUGGGAUGCUUUUGGUGUACUUAAAUCCCACCGACUAGCAGUACCAGCAGACAAAAUUAGCAAAAUUCUUCGCAAAACAUUGGAUCUAAAAGAUGAUCAAAUAAGGUUACUCCUUGAUGAAAUUGAAGGUGAUGGAUUAAUUGAAAAAAUAGAGCCUCCGUUCGGUAAAAAUGGUAUGGUUCGUUACCAGCUUCCUGACUUUUCAAAACAGCAUCCUAGAGGCAAACAUGAUUGGUAUUGCUUCCAGUGCCAUAGACCUGGUGAAGUUUUACGCUGUCUUGAUUGUUUCCGUGUAUAUCAUUCUGAUUGUGUUCAAGAAGCAUCUGGUCCUAAUAGUCCAUCAAGAAAGUCUAUGCGUUCACCAACUCUUCAUGAUGGGCAGGAAGAUAAUUUUACUUGUCCUGUAUGCGAAUCUCGACCGAAAUGUGAAUUCUCCCGCAAGCAGAUAAGGAAGCUAUUGGAAUUUGCAACCCAUCAAUUGAGGAAGCAGCCAUUGUGGAAAACAUUUAUUCAAGUUGGGUAUAAAGGUGAAAUAACAAAAAAUGAGUACCUUGUGUAUAAGUACACUGAUCUAGAGUUAUUGCAACGCAAGAUAAAAGAUGGUCGGUAUGCUGCUUUAGAGGAAUUUUCUAUGGAUGUACAAUUGCUUGUUCAUGAUGUCUGCAUUCUUCAUGGCCCUUAUAGUAAUCAAGCCGAUGAGAUACGAUUUUUCUUUCGAUCUGUUAAUACAGAAUUAAAUGAAAUCCAAUUGUGUACUGACUGUUAUAUCAACGCUAAGGCUCGUGUUACAGACUGGAUUAGUAAACCCUGCAAACCACGUCAUGAAUUGAUAUGGGCACGCAAUCGCACAUCAGCAGGGGCUGGCUUGUUCAACGAUACUUCAGUCUCUCAAUUCUAUUGGCCUGCAAAAGUUUUGUUGGAACGCGAUGACGGAUAUGAGAUACGCUUCUUUGGAGGCUCCCAUGAGCGGAUGUUCGUAAAGAAAGCCCAUACUCGUGCUUUUCACCUCCCAGCUGAUGAAGUUGGUGUACUUCGACGUUCAAACGCGACAGGUGCGAUCUCAGGUGGAGGAUUUGAACGAGCUUGGAAUGAAGUUAGUAAAUUACAAGCUAACAUCGAUAGUGGAUAUUACACACAUUCUUCUGGUGAAAGCGAUCUUCCCCCUUCUGAUGAUGAUUACUCUGACGAAAUGUAUCUUGGUCCGCGGCGUAAAACCGUCAUCCAGAGUCAACGUUCACAUCGUGCAGAUAGUCCUAGAUCGUCUCUUACUUCUGGUAAUACCAAGGCUAACAAAAGGAGGCGUCACACUUCUUCAAGCAGUCAUCAAACGACUACUAGUGAUACUCCUACUGGUGGCUCACCCACUCGUGAUGUCUCACCAUGUACUCAUGGUGGCAAGCACUUCAGAACCCAUGGUCUCUUGCUUAAUUCACACACCGAUCUUACUGACAAAAAAUUGGCGAGUAAUCGUCUUCCAAUGCCGGUUGUUCAACCCGGUACUCCAGGCGCUGCAGCUAUAUCCGCCUUAGCAGAGACAAAAGCAGCUAUGGCAGCUGCAGUUGGGUCUGGUCGUAGGCCCGCUGGAUCAUUUACUGCUGACCUCUUAUCUUUAACUCAUCGUGAGCAUGAUAAACCUUAUCGAAAACAAUCAAAAGAAAAUCAUUCAAACGUUCCGAUACGUGGUCAACGGGGUCGAGGGAGACCCCCUCUCCGAGAUAGCAAGGGAAGACCUAUUCGGCAGCGUAAAUACCGAAGUUCGUCUUCAUCAUCCCAUUCUUCAGAUAGCCCAUCUUCAUCUGUUUCAUCAGGUUCCUUGUCAGGAGUAGAUGUUCCUCGCACCGCAAAUAAUAGUUCUCAAAACAACUGGUGUUCUAAUUCCUCUACUGAUUGGAAAGUUAAAAAGACUGAAAUGCCACGUCGUGGACGUCCACCUAAAUCUAGAGGUCGUGUAAAAGCUGUUAACGAUAUUGUUCGUUCAAGUUGGUGUUCACCAACAGCUGAGAGUUCAGAUGCUGAAGGCAAUUCAGAAUUGUGGACGAAAUCGGGUUCUUCAAAUGUUAUAAAACCUAGUCCAACUCGAGGACGACCGAAGUUAGCUGCCUCAAAUAGCUCUCUUAAUCGUAUUGAAGAUGCUAAGAGAAAACGGUUAACGAUUCCAAAUAAAAAUUCGACUCAAGAUACAGCGAAUUCCGGAGGUAAACGUUCUAAAAGGUAUUCCAAACAAAUGGAUAGUUUUGGUAAUGUUCGAGAUGAAGAUGACGAGCUAACUGACCGAUGUGAUUCUCCCAUUGGAAACGACAGUCAGAAUUUGAGGCACUCGAAUAACUAUCGUUGGCAUUCGCAUCAUUCAUCAAGUGUUUACAACACAUCGGGUACACCUGUUUCUUCAAUGAGAAAAUCUGGAACUAAUGAUUCGAGUAUCCAUAAAACAUCACCAUCUAAGAAGGCAUCUACUGCUAAACAGCGUUCUUCUCAUUCUAGCAAUUAUAGUACAUGCUCUUCACCCUCUUCUUCUGAUAUGGAUGACAACGAUGAAAGUGGACGCAGACAUCGUAAUAUUGUCAAAGUUGACGAUGAAGAUGAUGACCGUAGAUUCCGUAGUCCAACUCGUAGUGGUUCAAGCAACAAGGAUAGAACUUCUGGAGCAAGCAGUACAAUGUUACGUCGACCACCAUUCGCUCCUCCUUUGAGUACAUCUGGAUCCAUUAGUAAUUUGAACGCUACUAAUGAUCGAAACAGUCUAUCUACUGCUACAAACUUAUUUUCUAAUACUGGCCAAAAUCUUUUUUCUCCAUGCAAUGAUUCUGUUGCUACAAUAAAUUCUUCAGUGAAUUCAGGAACUUCAUCCACUAAUAACAGACUAAGUGGUUCCGUUCAUCCUACUACAUCUAAUGCUAAUCUUUCUUCACAUUUUAUAUCUUCAGGUGCCUUGUCUAGCAAUUCAAAUAAUGUUGCCACUACUCCCGGAAUGUCUACUCUCCCACGUUCACACUUGCCGCCAAAUAAACGUGCUGCUGCUGCAGCUACAGCAGCAGCUCUAAACAGAGACUCAGUUGGAGGAGGAGUAAAUGAUGUUUCAAAUGAAACUAAUCAACGUCAAGCUUCUGUGAAAAGUCCUGAACUUUCUGUGACAUCCUCUCCGAGAAAACAACUUCAUAAAGGAAUCCAGACCCCAGCCAGUAUGGAAAUACCGAUAUUAUCUCAACAACCAUGUUCACAGUGUAAAGAACGUGAAGCAGAACGGUUGGCUGCAGCUAAUGAUACUAAAAGAGCUUUGCGAGAACUCGAAGAAAAACUCAUAGCUCAAUUUAAAGAAGAGAAAGCUACCGCUUUACAUUCAGCUCUUGAACAAGCUCAAGCCAGUGCUCGUGAGGCUAUUGAACAUGAACGUAAAUUAGCUCAUGAUACUUUGGAAGCUGCUGAGGCAAGAUUUGCAGAAGUUAUUGUUCAGACUAAACGUCGACAGUGGUGUCGUAAUUGUCUUACGGAGGCUAUCUAUCAUUGUUGUUGGAAUACUUCGUACUGUAGUACACAUUGCCAACAUGAGCAUUGGCAAAGAGAACAUAAAAGUCAGUGUCGUAGAAAACGAUGAUUUUCAAUCAUAUUCAUACCUUAUAUAUAUAUAUAUAUAUCAAUCUUGUAUAUAAUCUUGUUAUUUUGUCUAUUCCACAUACAUGUACAUUACUUUUACCCUUGUUAUAAUUAUAAUCAUUUUCGAUUAUCCUUUCUUAUUAUAUACAAAUUAAUUAAAUCGUAAUAAUUCAGCUUUAAAAAUAAAGUCGUACAUUGCAUAGCCACUAUUAAUAUACUCGUUUGUGUUUAUGUGUGUAUGAUCUAUUUUCAAUUUACUUUCUUUCUUCUAACUUGCGUUUACUUAAAAUUGUAGUCUGAUUGUGACUGCUUUUUUAUUCUUGUAUUAUAGUCGUUUUAAUUUCUUUUCUCAUCGUUAUAUUUAUUUAUUUAAAUAUAAGUUUUCAUGUGUUGUACAGUACUAUCUAUUCAUUUGUAUACGAUUGAUGUGUAGAAUACACCUAUUUUCAAUUAUCUUCUAUUAGACAUCACUGAUACAUAUCAAAUACAAUGAAGUUUUCAAGAGUUUCUUAAUAAUUUAAUCAUAAUUUUUCAUUAUCUUAAUUGUUAAACUUUUGUCCUUUAUUCAAUCUGAAUUAAGUUAUUUCUUUUUCAAAAAUGACACUUUCUACACAUUUCAGCGGGCGUCGUAUUGUAUUGUUCACUUCUGAUAAAUACUGGUGUUUCACUUCUAUACAAAUAUACAUAUAUAUUGAUCAA